Molecule: messenger RNA, 1227 nt
Organism: Helobdella robusta
Lineage: Eukaryota; Metazoa; Annelida; Clitellata; Rhynchobdellida; Glossiphoniidae
Exons: 11
Coding region: 1-1227 (408 amino acids)
Biological process (GO): proteasome-mediated ubiquitin-dependent protein catabolic process
Cellular component (GO): GID complex; nucleus; cytoplasm
Molecular function (GO): ubiquitin protein ligase activity; protein binding
Source: RefSeq, a predicted model, not a curated record
AUGGCCUCUAAUUAUGUGCCAGUUAGUGACAUAAAAUGUCUGGAGCAUCAGACUUUGAAAGUACCUUAUGAAGUCCUGAAUAAAAAGUUUCGAGUUGCGCAGAAGAGCAUAGACAGGGAGGUGCAGAAAGUCCACACGGUUAUUAAAGAACUUGAAAAAUGUAUUGAUAACCCUGCCACUGACAUGGAGCCAAGCAACAAAAAACAACAGAUAAGUCAGGCCAUUAUAGGCGUUACUGAAAAGCUCAUUUACCUCAAAAGAAAGGCUGAGGAAGUUGUCAAGGAAGAAAUUGAUGCAGCAAAAAGUUGUAAGAGACGUAUAGAUCACUUGAAGGAGAAUGAUUCAACUCCUGCCACUCCAGUCAGCAUGGCGUCUACUUCAAAGUUGAAUGCAUGGAAAAGGAAGAGAUUAGAUCGGAUGCUCGUCGAGUAUUUCUUGAGGUCUGGCUACUACAACACAGCUCUCAAAUUAGCAAAAUGUUCCGGAAUUGAGGAUUUGACAAACAUUGAUCUGUUCCUGGUGUCCAAAGAGGUUGAGGCAGGCUUGAUGAUGAAGGAUACAACAAAAUGUUUGGCCUGGUGCCAAGAUAACAAGUCCAAACUCAAGAAAUUAAAGUCAACUUUGGAGUUCAAAAUUCACCAGCAAGAAUUUAUUGAAUUGGUUAAAGCGGGCAAAAGAGUUGAAGCCAUCUGGCAUGCCAGGAAAUAUGUAUCUUCCCUUGAGGACCCCCUCUACUCUGAAAUCCAGAAGACUAUGGCACUGCUGGCAUUUCCUCUGGACACACAAAUUGCACCUUACAAGGAACUGCUCGACGAGAAGAGAUGGCAGCUGCUGAUCGAUUUGUUUCGCAAGGAGAACUACAAACUCUACCAGAUGAACAACGAUUCCAUCUUCAUCCUCACUCUCCAGGCAGGCCUAUCCGCUCUCAAGACGCCGUUAGCAGCUCUUUUUUUGUUUAUGUUCACCAACUGCCCUGUUUGUUUACCCCUGUUCAACUCACUAGCCUGCAGACUCCCCUACGCUCAUACUGCCCAAUCGAAGCUUUUUUGUUUCAUUUCCGGAGAGCAGAUGAAUGAAUACAACCAGCCAACCAUGCUGCCAAAUGGUUAUGUCUAUGGAUACAACGCGCUGAAAGAGAUGGCGGAGAAAAGCAACAACGUCAUAACAUGUCCCCGCACCAAUGAAGUAUUCAACUUCGCAGACGUUCAAAAAGUCUUCGUCAUGUGA